Halichondria panicea is the source of this 4280-nucleotide messenger RNA. Its product is annotated as tetratricopeptide repeat protein 21B-like. Gene Ontology annotation, cellular component: intraciliary transport particle A. Gene Ontology annotation, biological process: protein localization to cilium; intraciliary retrograde transport. The transcript is spliced from 27 exons. The coding region runs from base 208 to 4155 and encodes 1315 amino acids. The record is from RefSeq and is a predicted model, not a curated record. Lineage: Eukaryota; Metazoa; Porifera; Demospongiae; Suberitida; Halichondriidae. Gene Ontology annotation, molecular function: protein binding.
GGGGUUUGCCUCUGGUGCUCGAUGUGUUCCAUUUGGAAGCUAAGAUACCCGGGCGGCCAGGUGAAGAUACUGCUGCAGAGUUAAUUGCAGAGAGCUGAUCGAGAGUCUAUAAACUACAAUGUGACUACGGUACCGUAACUCUAACUAAUUAACUGAGUGCAGUUUUGAGACUGUGGUGCAGUAAGAAGUAGACAGUAGAGUUCGAGUAUGGCUGACAUCAGCAACAAGCUGGCAGGUGUCCACUACUACGCCCGGGAGAGGUACUUCCGUAAGGUGGCCCUUUGUGUGCUGGAGGUGGUGAAAGAGUGUGGGGCUGACCCACUCCUUACCUUCUGGAAGGGAUACUCCACCAUCAUGGAAGAUCGUCUGUCUGAAGGCAUGCGUGAGUUGGUGCCGAUUGUUGACCGGAGGGAUGUGGUGUUGUGUGCUCCUCUCCUACUCAUCUAUGCCCACAGAAAGUGCACUCCAGUUGACCGUGAGGCUAUCCAGAAGCUAGAGGCUCAAGUUCGAACAGUGAGAACCACAUGUGGGGAGAAGGCGCUAUACAAUGCGAGCAUGUUCCUAUGGCUGUCUGGUAGGAACGACAAAGCUAGGGAGUACAUUGACAAACUGCUCAAGAUGGCACCCAACUCAACAGAGGGGCUGGUAUUAAAGGGGUGGAUUGACCUCACCUCAGCCAGAGAAGCACUUGCCAAGAAAUCUAUCAACUUCUUUGACAAAGCUCUUGCUAGCCCCGAGGAGCCUAAACCAGUGGACGCCCUUUUUGGAAAGGCCAAGUUCCUUUUGCUACGAUGCAACUUUAGCCUCUCGCUUGAGAUGCUCAAUCAAGCGGUGGCCAGCUAUCCUGGGUUCCUACCACCUCUGAUGGAGAAGAUGAAGGUUCUGUUAGCACUGCAAGACUGGGAGCAAGCCGUCGACACCGCUCGCAGAUGCCUGAGUGUGGAUGUGAACUGCAUAGAGGCUCAGCGUCUGCUGGCCCUUUCCCUCUUGUCCCGGGACGGUGACUUCAAUGAAGCUGCUGAGAAGAUCUCAGGACUAGUCCAGUUAGUGGACCGCUGUGAGCCCAGUAACCAUGGCCUCUACUAUGACACUUCACUAGCCCUCGCACGACUGUCUGAUGGUAACAGGCUGGUUCUCCAGCAAACUAUGACUCUAGUAGAGAGAGCCAUCUCACUGGCACCCUCCAAUUCACUCUACAUCACGGAGCUUGCCUAUCAGCACCGGUUGAACGGUCAGAGUAAGGAGUCUCUGCAGACGUAUCGUAAGGCCUUCAAUAUGGACGAGACCAGUGUGUCUGCCCUGGCUGGCAUUAUCUACUGUCAGAUCACUGACCGUCAGAUCGGGGAGGCGGAGCAACAGCUGGAAUUCCUUAAUGAGGUCCAGUCUAGUAUAGGCAAGCAGUCUGAGCUGAUCUUCCUGCAUGCCCUGUUGGGUCAACAGAAGCAGCGGCCAGUGACAGAGGUGCUGGCUAGCCUGGAGGAAGCAUUAGACGUUCAUGCCAACACUGUCAAGGGCACCCCACUGAGUGACAAGUACUACCAGCUGAUCAACCCGCACUUCCUCCAUCAGAUUGCCACCACCAUGAUGGCCUAUGCACCCACUGAGCCUGCAUCCUCCCCUUCUCAAGUAGCCUUAGUCCUGCGUAAGGCCGUCAGACCAGUGGACAUGGUGCUCAAAUGUGCACCAGGUAUGCUCAGAACUCUAUUCCUCUUGGCAAAGAUCAGAUUCCUAUCAGGUGAUGUUGAGGCCUCAGCAACGUUAGUGCAGCGCUGCAUGGAGCAGGACAGCAGCUCAAUGGAGAGCCACCUCCUCAUGGCACAGAUACACUUACAACAGGGCAACACCCAACAGUGCUCCAACUCUCUCGAGAUGGCACUCAGCAGCAACUUUGAGGUCCAGAGCUAUGCUGUCUACCACUUGGUGAAGGCUCUGGCAGAGAAGCAAAGUGGCUCUCUGGAUGGUUCUCUCUCGUCUCUUCAAACAGCCCUCCAACUCAUCUCCUCCAAACGUCCGGGCAAGUCCCUCCUUCCCCCCCUCAGCCCUAGUGAGACAGUGACUGUGUAUCUGGAGUUGGUACAGGUGCACACUAAGCUAGGACACACCCACGAGGCUGCCAAAGUCAUGCAAGAUGCCAUCAAUACGUUUGCUGGCAACCCCGAGGAAGUCAGGAUAGCAAUAGCGAAUGCAGACCUUGCCCUGGCCAGGGGGGACAGUGACCAGGCACUGGCUCUGCUCAAGACCAUUACUGAUGACAAGCCCUACUACAUACAGGCGGUGGAAAAGAUGGCACAGAUCUACCAUAGGGACAGGAAAGACAAGAAGAUGUAUGUGGCGUGCUACAAGGAUCUGUGUGAGAAGUUACCAGGGCCACCAACCUCACUGCUCCUAGGAGAUGCCUACAUGAAUGUACAGGAGCCUGAGCUAGCCGUGUCAGUAUACGAAUCAGCCUUGAAGGCCAAUCCUCGCGACGGUAUCCUGGCCAGUAAAGUGGGGCAAGCACUCGUCAAGACACACCAUUACAACAAGGCCAUCAAUUAUUACGAGGCAGCCCUCAAGACAGCCAACCAGCAAUUCCUCAGAGGAGACCUGGCAGAGCUUUAUCUGAAGCUCAAACACUACGAUAGAGCAGAGAAGACUCUCUUGGUGGCACUUGACCACAAGGAUCAAGAGAGCACAGAUCUGGCUACUAUGAUGGAAGAUGUCCGGUACCAGCUGCUGCUAGCCAAGGUACACCAACGAGCCACACGACCAGUCCAAGCACUCGCUGCUCUCUCCAAUGCCGGGGAAAUCCAAUUGACAGUGCUGAAGAGAGUUGGAGUUGAGCAGCCUGAUACUCUUCCAGCACAAAAGCUGCUUGCAGCAAAGAUUUGUGGUCAGGUGGCAGAUCACUUUGUAGGUGAUAGAAAAUUUGCAGACGCUCAGCGACUGUACAGAGACGCUCUAUCCUUUGAUGAGAGCUACUCCGAGGCACGGAUAGCACUUGCUCAUCUACACUUACAGAAGGGAGAAUUAGACGCCUGUGAACAGGAGUGUGUGACACUGCUUAGAACAGACCCGGAUAAUGAGAGAGCCUCUGUGAUGAGGGCAGACCUUCUAUUUCGUAAAGAGGACUACGCUAGGGCUGCAGGGCACUUUCAAGACAUUUUAAGAAAGAAACCCGACCAUUUUCAGGCAUUGGCUGGGCUCAUAGAGCUAAACAGGAGGGCUGGUGAGCUGGAGAGCAGCUCCCACUAUCUGGAGGAGGCCAACAAGGCAUGUGCCAGGUCAGCCUAUCAGCCAGGCCUCAGCUACUGUAAGGGACUCAUGAAACGGUACCAGCACUCCAUGAACGAAGCCCUACACUGCUUCAACCAGGCGCGUAAGGACAGUGAGUGGGGGGAGACGGCCCUGUUUUCAAUGGUGGAGAUAUGCCUCAACCCGGAGAAUGAGAUGCUUGGAGGAGAGACCUUCAAGUCUGUGGAGGGAGUCAGCUCAGGUUCUAACGAAGAGGACCACCAGAUGGCCGUGAAGACAGCUGAGAAGUUACUAAAAGAGGUGCAUCCCAAGUCCCCCAAGUCUGAGACUAGAGUCCUGGUACUAGAGAACUACACACUCCUGGCCACCAAGACCAAACAAAACGCUGAGAGGGCUCUCGAGAGAUUUAUGGAAAUGGCUGCAGCGGAGCGAGACAGUGUGCCUGUACUGCUUGGCAUAGCGACAGCUCACAUGAUCCUCAAGCAGACACCCCGGGCCAGAAACCAACUGAAAAGGGUCUCCAAGAUGACCUGGACCUCUGAAGAAGCUGAGGAAUUUGAGAAAUGCUGGAUCCUACUAGCGGACAUCUUUGUCCAGAACAACAAACUUGAUGUAGCUAUAGAACAGCUCAAAAAGUGCAUCAGGUACAACAAGUCAAGCUCCAAGGCGUGGGAGUAUCGUGGCUACAUUUCAGAGAAAGAUUCGUCCUACAAAGACGCUGCCGACUACUACGAGUAUGCCUGGAAGUACUGCAACUUCUCUGACCCUAAUGUUGGUUUCAGACUUGGGUUCAACUAUCUCAAAGCUAAAAGGUUUGUGGAUGCCAUUGGGGUGUGUCAGAAAGUACUCGAGAAAUAUCCGGAUUACCCCAAGAUAAAGAAAGAAAUAUUGGAAAAAGCAAGGCAAUCACUUAGACCAUAGAACAAGCUACAGUAAUUAUGUAGGAACGAUUACGAUGUCAUAAUUAUUACGUAUUUAGCCGUUAAUUGUAACUCACUAUAAUAUCUAUGUGCUGAAAUUGAGUUACAGAUUCAAUUGUAAUUGAA